AUUAUUGUUUUCAGCGUGCUCCAUUGCAACAACCUGCCUGUGAAAAGCUAAGGUGAUAUUUCACCCCAAAUUUCAUCAUGCCAAAGGUUCGGAGAAGUCGGAAAAGGACUCCAGAAGGAUGGGAACUAAUCGAACCUACCCUUGAUGAAUUAGAUCAGAAAAUGCGAGAAGCUGAGACUGAACCACACGAAGGCAAGCGUAAGGUCGAAGCACUCUGGCCGAUAUUCAAGAUUCAUCAUCAGAAAUCAAGAUACAUAUAUGAUCUGUUCUACAGAAGAAAAGCUAUUAGUAGAGACUUGUAUGAAUUCUGCAUCAAGGAGGGCUAUGCCGAUAAAAAUCUGAUCGCUAAAUGGAAGAAGCAGGGGUACGAGAAUCUUUGCUGUCUGCGCUGCAUCCAGGCCAGGGAUACUAACUUUGGAACCAACUGUAUAUGUCGAGUACCCAAGAACAAGCUGGAGGAGGGUAGGAUAGUAGAAUGUGUACACUGUGGAUGCAGAGGAUGUUCAGGUUGAUACUACGACAGAGGUGCAAUCAAACAGAGUGGUAUGGACUAUGGAGGAGGAGGUAAAACGGA
This is a messenger RNA of Lytechinus variegatus (green sea urchin), 574 nucleotides long. It is a transcript of the gene bud31, whose product is annotated as protein BUD31 homolog. The transcript is spliced from 4 exons. NCBI's taxonomy places the organism in Eukaryota, Metazoa, Echinodermata, Echinoidea, Temnopleuroida, Toxopneustidae. Gene Ontology annotation, biological process: mRNA splicing, via spliceosome. Bases 78 to 512 code for a protein of 144 amino acids. The record is from RefSeq and is a predicted model, not a curated record. Gene Ontology annotation, cellular component: nucleus; spliceosomal complex.